AUGAUACCAAAUAAUACUUCUUGUCCUUAUUCAGCUGCUCAAUCUACAACAUCGCCUCUUUCUAAUACCGUGGAUCCCUCGAAACAAACACCACUACAACAAACUGAUCCUCCAUCACCUGUCAUUGCAUCGCGUAUACAGCCAAAUGAGACUCCUCCCACACAGGCUCAAAUCGAUAUCGUAAGAUAUACUUGGGAACGUGUUUCUGACACUCGACACCCAGGUGAUGAUCCAAACGUAUCCGCUUCCCAUGCUUUUGGUUUGGCUUUUUAUGAGGCUUUAUUUGAACUCGAUCCCUCGUUAAAACACCUAUUCACAAAUAUAUUUCAGCAAGCAAGAGCUUUAGCAGGUAUGAUAUCUUACAUUGCCCGUGCCCCCAAUGUGGUCGGACAAAAACCCUGUCGGUCUCCGCCCACAUCAGGAUGCGGAUUCGCCUCCCCACCACCAUCAGGCAGAACACUAACAAUUCGAGAAAUUAAUGCUAAAAAAAGAAAAGAAAACCCUGCGACCACAUUCUCGGAACUGGUGAUAAAUACUGCAAAUCAUUCACCCGACUCAGUAUCACAGGGAGAUGACACUGAGGGAGAUCCUGAGAGAUUAUUGUAUAAAUUACGGGAAUUGGGUGCCAGACAUUAUUUUUAUAAUGUUCAAUCGCAUCAAUUAUCUCUUGUUGGGCCAGCUAUAUUAACUGCAAUUAAGGUCAGGUUAGGAAAAGAAUUUAUACCAGAGGUAGCAGAAGCUUGGACGAGAGCACAUGCGUAUGCCACGUAUCAUAUGAGAAUUGGAUUAGAAGCACAGAAUGCUUGGGAAUUAAACAGAAGGAAAUCAACGUCUUCUAAAAUACCUUCAAAUUUAAAUCAUGGUACAAAAUCAAAUUGCAUGAUUCAAUAA
Molecule: messenger RNA, 891 nt
Organism: Mucor mucedo
Lineage: Eukaryota; Fungi; Mucoromycota; Mucoromycetes; Mucorales; Mucoraceae
Exons: 2
Coding region: 1-891 (296 amino acids)
Biological process (GO): cellular response to nitrosative stress; nitric oxide catabolic process
Cellular component (GO): intracellular anatomical structure
Molecular function (GO): FAD binding; oxygen binding; nitric oxide dioxygenase [NAD(P)H] activity
Source: RefSeq, a predicted model, not a curated record